Molecule: messenger RNA, 890 nt
Organism: Staurois parvus
Lineage: Eukaryota; Metazoa; Chordata; Amphibia; Anura; Ranidae
Source: the annotation of a GenBank genome assembly
AUGUCCCAGCAACUUUUCUCCCGGGCUCUGGUGUCAAUAAACUGGCUAGCUGGAGCCCUGAAAUCAGGUCAACCAGGCCCAGCUCUGCGUGUACUGGAUGCAUCGUUCUACUACCCACCAAUUAGGAAUGGACGUAAGGAGUAUGUAGAAAAGCACAUACCAGGAGCAUUAUACUUUGAUAUAGACGAAUGUAAGGACCAGACGUCUCCCUAUGAAAUGAUGCUACCCAAUGAAUCUGCCUUCGCCAAAUAUGUGGGCAACCUUGGCAUCAAUAAUGCUAGCCACGUUGUGGUGUACGAUGCUGAUCAAGUGGGCACUUACUAUGCCGCAAGGAUCUGGUGGAUGUUUAAGGUCUUUGGUCAUCAAAAGGUGUUUGUUCUGAAUGGAGGGUUCAGGAACUGGGAGAAGCAGGGACAUCCAGUAACAUCCAAAGUAAUACAACACCAGCCAGAGACUUAUAAAGCUGUGCUAAAUUCUUCCCUGGUAAAGACAUUCGAAGACGUCCAAAGAAAUCUAGACAGCAAAAGAGUUCCAGCUGGUGGACUCACGUUCUGAAGGACGAUACACUGGGACAGAACCUGAACCAGGAGAAGAAAUAUUCCCUGGACACAUCCCUGGCUCCUUAAACCUCCCGUUCACCAGUUUUUUGACAGAAGAAGGAUUUGAGAAGUCACCUGAAGAGAUGCAAUGUCUUUUUCAAGAUAAAGGAAUAGAUCUGAAGAAGCCCCUGACAAUUACUUGUCGGCGUGGUGUAACAGCCUGUCAGCUGGCCUUAGCUUCCUACAUUCUGGGCAAGGAAGAUACUGCCAUCUAUAAUGGGUCUUGGUAUGAAUGGUUCCAUCGGGCCAAGCCAGAACAAAAAAAUCACUGUCUGGAAAAAUGACAAAUAG